GGCUGCUGCCUUCCUGCUUUCUGUUUUUCUGCCCAGGUGUGAAUGCGCCCUAUAACUUCUAUUGUAGACCUCGCUUUAGUUUAAUCGGAUCUUGAUAAAAGUGGCUCUAGAACGAGCAAACUUCAAAUCUUAUAUAUUUUGCAAUAAUGGCACUGUUAUAUCGAUUUCUUGGACAAUUUAGGAAAAAUCUAAUUUUUCCUGAACCUAACAGGGGUAUAUCGUUAUCUGCAACCGCGCAUUUAAGAGAAAUUGUAACAAAGAAGGAAGGUAAUACAUUAACCAUCGAGGGUGUAAGUGUAUCAGAUAAAAAUGCACAUCGGCAAUUGAAACUGAAAUCAAAAGCUUGUCCUAUUUGUGCUACAAAACUUGAUGUUAAACACACAGAUGUUCUUAUUCUGAGUCAGUUUGUACGAUCCGACGGUUGCAUGUUGCCACGCAGAAUAACUGGUCUAUGUAAAAUACAACAGAAAAGAAUUGGUAUUAUGGUGUCUAUGGCUCAUAAAGCAGGUCUGAUGCCAAUAUUAGCUCCUGAAAGAAGUAAAAAAGAUCUCUCACAUAGAAGAAAAUGGAAAAAAUAUAACACAUACUUUGAUGAGAACACCAUUAAACAUAAAUAUCUGCCUCAUAUAAUAAACGCAGUACCUAAAUAUAUAAAGUAGCAUAUACACUCAUAUAUAUGUAUAUGUAUAU
Molecule: messenger RNA, 690 nt
Organism: Harpegnathos saltator (Jerdon's jumping ant)
Lineage: Eukaryota; Metazoa; Arthropoda; Insecta; Hymenoptera; Formicidae
Gene: mRpS18A
Product: mitochondrial ribosomal protein S18A
Exons: 4
Coding region: 147-659 (170 amino acids)
Biological process (GO): mitochondrial translation
Cellular component (GO): mitochondrial small ribosomal subunit; ribosome
Molecular function (GO): small ribosomal subunit rRNA binding; structural constituent of ribosome
Source: RefSeq, a predicted model, not a curated record